AUGGAAACAUGCUCGCAAUGUGUUGCUAGGGUAACAGUAGAGAUGCUGGAAAUAGAAUGUGCUUUAAUACAUAGUAUUUCAUAUAAACUUUGUGUUUCUGUAAAAUACAAGAUGGAUCAAGAAAAAAAGGAAGAUAAUGAUAAAAUAGUAGCAUUUUUGAGUAAAAAAGAGGAUAAAUAUGAUGAAAAACAAGUGAAUAUUUCUUCUGAUAUGUUUAUCCGUGAGGAUACAGCUUUGGAUGGGGGAUCAAGCAGAAUACCGGAUGAUGCAUUAUUGACUAUAGCAACAUCAUGUGGAGAUGAUAUAGUGAGUACAAGUGAUGAUUUAGAUUAUACAGAUGGCUCUGAUUGGGAUGAUACCUGUCGUACUACGUGUGCACCAUGUUUUGAGCUUAAGCCAUAUAAACAUCAAGUUGGGGGUCAUCAUACGCUAUUUAGAUUCUCUAAAAGGACUGUGUGCAAGCCGUUGGCAAAGCGUGAAAACGAGUUUUACGAGGCGGUUGAGCAUUUGCACCGUGAUCUGCUUGAGUUUAUGCCGAAAUAUAUGGGCGUAUUGAAUGUAACGUAUAAAGACAACAUGCAUAUGGUUUCUCUUGAUAAAAAUGCGUUUCAAAUACAUUCUACAAAAGAUUUAGAACAUCCGCAAUCUGAUAAAGGAGAUGCAGUGUCAUUACCUAAGGCAUCUUAUGAAAAAAAUCGUCAUGCAUUUUCACCUGUAUACCCUAUUGUAGCCUAUGUUGAAGGUAAAGAAGGAUGUCAAAUGCAGUUUCCUUCAUGGGGAACAACGACAAUUCAUCAAGACCUUGAAGAACAAAUUUUGGGAGAGCCUCGAACAAAGAGUAUGACUAAACAUCGUAUUAUUCGUCAAAGGACCCAGCUUUUGCGUAGAAAUAGUGAAUAUCCUCAAGGAAGAAAUCAAUCAGAUCCGUUAGCUAUAAAUGCGUUUGAUCGUACAAACAUUCCAUCUUUAGGAUUUCCUCAUAGACAUUCGUAUAUAUCAAAACGACGACACUCUGCUGAAAACGUACAUGAUAAUAAAAAGUCUGAAGAUUUCGAAGAUUAUACAUUUGAUCAUAGACUUCGGUCUGGAAAGAUUUUAACAUUAAAUAACGAUGAAGACAAAAAGGAAAAUGACCAGAAAAUGUCUCCUCACUAUUCCCCUAGUAACGAUAUUUUUUCUAUGGAUGAUCUCAAUGAAUCUUUACCUAAGAACGAUCCUUUAAAAAGCGCAAAUUCAUCUCAUGAAAGUCGUGAAAAUAUAUCUUCAUAUAUGGAAGCAGGAAUUAAUUGGUCACAACGCUGUUUCGAAUUAGAGCGUGCUAAACGGUUGAAAGAAUUACAAAGUCAACAAACCAUCUCAAUUACGUCUAUGUCGGGGGAUUCUGUAGACAAUCUUCAAGAAGAUUCUACUAGAGUUGAAAGAUUUAUUUUAAUAGAAGAUCUUGCAUCAGGUAUGAAGCGUCCAUGUGUUUUGGAUUUGAAAAUGGGUACUCGUCAAUAUGGUGUAGAUGCAAGUGAAAAAAAACGUGCUUCUCAAACUAAAAAGUGUGCAAUGACUACAUCUCGUGAGUUAGGUGUAAGAAUUUGUGGAAUGCAAGUUUGGAAUAGGAAAACAAAUGCAUAUUUGUUUCAAGAUAAAUAUCAUGGUCGUAAUCUUAAAGCAGAAGUAGAUUUUCAAGCAACUUUAACAAGAUUUUUACAUGAUGGGCGAACAGAAGAAGAAGGUGGUGGUGUUUUUUAUGAUAAAAUUCCAAUUAUAUUGAACAAACUUGUACAAUUAGAAAAAAUAAUUCGGACACUUAAAGGUUAUCGUUUUUAUGCUAGUAGUUUAUUGCUUUUAUAUGAUGGCGGAUAUUAUGAAAGUGAUGAAGAAUAUUUUGCAAAUGUAAAAAAAGAGUCUAGUUUUGACAUCGAUAUUAAAAUAAUUGAUUUUGCUAAUUGUAUAAUACAAGAAAAUAAUUUUUCAGAUGAUACAAAAUAUCCACCAAAACAUCCAAAUUCAUGUGAUUACGGUUAUAUAAGAGGUUUGCGAACAUUACGAACAUAUUUACAAAAAAUUUGGGAAGAGGCACCAAAUAAAUAUUUUAUUCAACAAUCUUAUAAAAAUGAAUUUUCUCAUUGGAAUAUAGAACAUACAGAAAAGGAUUUAGAAAAAAGAAAAAGCAUUACUGAUGAAAGUGAUGUAUCAAUAUAA
Messenger RNA from Pneumocystis jirovecii RU7, 2193 nucleotides. RefSeq names its product inositol polyphosphate kinase KCS1. The coding region runs from base 1 to 2193 and encodes 730 amino acids. NCBI's taxonomy places the organism in Eukaryota, Fungi, Ascomycota, Pneumocystomycetes, Pneumocystales, Pneumocystaceae. Gene Ontology annotation, cellular component: nucleus; cytoplasm. The transcript is spliced from 5 exons. Gene Ontology annotation, biological process: phosphatidylinositol phosphate biosynthetic process; inositol phosphate biosynthetic process. The record is from RefSeq and is a predicted model, not a curated record. Gene Ontology annotation, molecular function: inositol hexakisphosphate kinase activity.